AUGGGACUCUACCAACGAUAUGCUUCGGGCGAACACCAAGAAGGGUUCUUCCUGAAGAGCAGCGACCAGUCGCUACACGAUUUCACCACUUCCAGCCGAGCUAACACUGCGGUGAUACUUCCAUUGGUGAAUAAGAACUGGAAACAUAUUGAUGCCCAUGAGUUCUCUCUUACUCGAUGGCAUAAGUUGUUUGAAUACUCCAUUGUGUUCCAUGGUUAUGACCCUCAAGGCUUCGGUAAUGUACUUGCAUUCUUAUAUGGAGAUAACUCCGUACGAUUUGUAACCAAAUAUGGGAUCUGUGAGUUCAACCAGCUUCUUGUGUCUCCCAAGUCUCGGUUCUGGCCGGCCUGUGAGAACUUAGUGCCUGAAUAUAGAAAUAUUGAAUCCCGUAAAGUGCUUGCUAUUUCCAACUUGAAACAAUAUAGUGUUUUGGUGAAUCUGAAGGGUGAUUUCCCCAUCUCUCGUUUAUGGGACGAAACAAAUGCAGGUGAAUUGGCAAGUUCCAUGGACACAGUAAUGCUUAAUGAGAAAAUGCUGGAUCUUCUCCUACAACUUGGGAUUCUACAACCUCAAUGGAUCACUUCAACUAUCCUUGAUGUGGUCUAUAACAGUAAUGAGUCUUCAAAAAUCGCAGACGAUAACCUAAUUGUAUCAUGUGUGGGUGAGCAGUUAGAUCAACUUUUCGACCCUUUAUUGGAAUACAGUCCAGAAUCUUUACAUAAGAGUUAUCAGACUCCGACAAAUCAGCAGCCAUUAUCUGAAAAUCAACCACUUCCUUCUUCGAUUGCCCCUAUUAUCAAUGAAUUAUUAAGUGUUCAAACUAAUUUCACUAUGAAGUUGAUUGACUUGAUACAAAAGUUCAUCAUUCCUCUAAGAAUUGAAGUCUUGAAAGCCAAUGCAGGUAUAACCAAAGUUAAUCAAGUAUUUCCUCCUACUAUAGAUGAAAUUACUAGAAUAAACUGCAUUUUGCAUGAAUCCUUAACAAGAGCUAAACCUUAUGGAUAUAUUGAAAUCUUGAAAGCUUUUUCCACAAUUUUGCCUUAUUUUUUCAAGGCUUUUAUUAGACAUGAAGCUAAUGUAAAGGGGUUUGGAGUUAAAUUGAAAAGAUUCCAUGAAAAGAACAACAAAAUAAUAUUUGAAAAUUCUUUAAUCAACCAAGCAAACUUUUCCCUUCCGGAAAUUGAAUCCAUAGUAGUUGGGUCUUUACUGGAGCUUCCUAAAUUUAAGUUGAUUUUGCAAAGAUUGGUUAAAACUAUUAAACAAGAUAAAACUCAUGAUUAUGAUAUCCUGGAGAUUGAGAAACAUUUUAAAGCUUCUAUUCAAGUUAUUGAUGCCUUUGGUGAAGCGGAAAUUACACCAGAAAUCGCAGGAAGAAUCUUCACUCCCACAGGAAAGAUUUUAACAGAAUUAGCAUUUAAUUGGCCAAGUGAACUACAAUUUGGAUGGCUUAACCGUAAGGCCGUUGGGAUCUUUGAAUUCAUUAAUAUUCAACCUUUGAAAUUGAACUACAAUCGAGAUGUUGUCAUCAUCUUUUCUGACAGUAUUGUAUUUAUGACCAUUGAAGAUGACACUUAUUAUGAACGCUAUUCAAGCACAGCUAACAAUGAUGGUAAGCAAUUGUCAGUGUCAGAUAUCUUGAUGCAUUCUUUAGUGAAUCAGAAGCCGUUACCUCAUGCUAUUCCUUCAAUGAGAGUCUCUCAUUGGUGUGGAAUAAAUGAGGUGCUAGUUUCUUCUUAUGAUGGGCCAAAUAGUAGUAAUAUGCUAAGAAUCUUAAACAUAUCUGAGGAAGGGUUCUCAUGCAAAGAAACAACUAAAAAUGCUGAGUAUGCAAAGCACUAUCAAAUCCUUGAUAAAGAUACCAAUGCAGAGAAGAUCAUUGAUUUGGUUAACAAGGCUCGAAUUCUAUUUAAAGAUCAACCGUUUCAUUUAUUCAAGUCUUGUUCCAACUCAGAUGGAUUGGCAUUUUAUUCCAGUGCUCAUGAAUCGAGUCUGUAUAAAGAAGAACAAUGCAAGUCACCAUUUGCACUAUUUUUGAAUAUGAACUUCGAUGAUCUGGAGUCAUUCUUUAAAAGCCAUCCUCAUUUGCAAGUGGUGAUAUGUGCAUUCCUUUUAAAGAAGAAUCAAGUUCAAAUAAAGGCUUUAAACAGAACCAUGGAUUUCCAAUUUGAGAAAACAAUUCCACUUGAACAGUUACAACAACAAUUGCAAUCGAUUUUGAUUGAUAAUUUCAGUUUAAUGUUGAAUUCUUUUAACUUGAUAACCCAAUCGCUUAUGAGAGCCAAUAAAGCAUCAUUAAGAUACUUUGUGGAAAGAAGUCAUGAUGAUUCUCCAAUUAUGCGAAAGGCUUCCAGAAGUGCUCAACAAUUAAACCGUAAAGCAACGGAAUGUAACACUGCUAAAUCCAAGGAUGUGCCACCACCCAUUAUUGUGCCCACUGAUAAACGUGGUAAAACUGAUAAAUCUACCAAGACUAACCCAAAGGAUAAAGCCAAUGAGAAGAGAAAGAGAAAAAGAAGAUCAUGGGCAAGCAUUCUCUGUUUACCCUUCAAAAAGCAGAAAGAAGCUGAAGAUUAUGAACAAGAAUCGAUUACUCCAGUAGUCGUUGCAAAACAUUCUAUUGAACUAUUCAAAGGACGCAAAUCUCUUGACAGCAGAGCUACGAUCCCCGUUGAACAAAAGCAACCAGCUCCAGUUGAAGAUAAAGUUGAGCACAAACCAUUGAAGAAGACUGCAGCUCCACCUGAGCAUAUUGAGAAGGAAAGCAUCGAUCCAAAGAUCCCUAGACGUAAGUCUAUGGAAGUGUUAGCUUCUGUCAUCAAUAGGAAGAAGCCAACCACCAUAAGUAAAUACAGUAGUAACCCUGAAUUAGGAGGGUCCGAACGGGUUUCAAAGAAAUCCGGUGAGUUUAUUCCUAAAGGUCAGAAGAUGAAGUAUACCAAUUUAUUGACCACAGCACCUGCUUUAAUUGAUGAUAAUGACAAUACGACUACUGAUAAUGAAUCUGCAGUCAUACCGAAGAUUUCUCUGGCUCCAGUUAUAAUGGGUAAUAGCACCAGUGAUGUUAUCUAUCUGGUACCAGAUAAACAAGAUUCUAUUCAAGUUCCAGUUUUGGAUUAUAAUUCCUCCCAAUCAACAAGUCCUACAGAUACUAUAUUUGAAAGCACUGCAAAGAAGGUACCAAGUAUUCAUAAUGAGCCCAAGGUCAAAGAAUUAGGACAGAAGGAAGUGUCAGAAAAGGUUCUCCGAGUUGAACCGGCUACAAAGAAGCCUAUCACGGGCGAAAUGUCCAUUGGAAGAGCCAAUUCCACUAGUUCAUCGGUCAUUCAUGUCCCAAUUGGCACACUCAAUCCACAAGCUCCUAAGAUAUUACAGAAAGAUGAACCUGAAGAUGACAAGGCAUUAAAGACUCCCAUUCAAGCUCAACAGUCAAGCGUACAAAAAUCCACCAAAAGAAGUAUCUGGGGUAAAAUGGAUGAACCAAAGAAAAUAAUGCAACAGAAACAACAGUCCGUACAUAGACCUCCACCUAAAGUGAAAUCUGUUGAUGAUAUCAAUUUGGUUAUGGAGGAACAGUCUAUUAGUGACUUGGCCCUUAAUUUUGAAGAAUAUUAUGAUGAUGGAAUGCAGAAUUGGGCUAUAAUCAACAGGGACAAUUCGUCUAUAUUGAAUACGCAUAUACUUUUGGAGCCUGUUGGAAGUUUUAUCAACGAGCGUAACGUUUCAACUUCCAAACGAGUGACCAGUGAACGGUCCAAUAUCACCAAGAACUCAUCAAUAGAAGAGAUUUUCCAAGAUAUAAUGGAAAGAUAUGACAAUAUAACACUUGCUGACAGUAUGGAAUCACUUCUCCCACCACCACCACCAUCCAAAAUGAAGAAAAACAUAUCUAAGAUUUCAUUAACACCAUCUGAAUUCACCACCCAAUUUGAAAAAGAAAUUGUUGAUAUCUUUUAUACUGAAGAUGUUCUUUGUGAUGAAGUUAUGGAAUCUGAAACCACUCAUGAAUUAUCCAAUGAUAACAUUAUUUCGUCUUCGUCUAUUGAAAUCAUUGAAAGACGUAUUUUAUCAUCAUCAGAGGAAGAAGAAUAUUAUUCAGUACCGGAAGGACCCAGUGAUCAUAGUGAAAGUGAAAAUGUCAUUAUACUAGAGAAGUCACCUGCUAGAUCCUUUGUUUCUAGUGAUGGAACCAUAAUAGAUGACUCUUCAGUUGCAGCAAUGGACAAACAGCUGAUCCCACCCACACCACCACCUCAUCAAGCCAAUUCCAGAAUUGUUAGUUCCAAUUCUAUAUCAUAUCUUUCUGAUUACAUUCGGUGA
This is a messenger RNA of Lizanozyma spartinae, 4317 nucleotides long. RefSeq lists its product as uncharacterized. Bases 1 to 4317 code for a protein of 1438 amino acids. Gene Ontology annotation, molecular function: guanyl-nucleotide exchange factor activity. The record is from RefSeq and is a predicted model, not a curated record. The transcript has a single exon. Lineage: Eukaryota; Fungi; Ascomycota; Pichiomycetes; Serinales; Debaryomycetaceae.